Blepharisma stoltei is the source of this 618-nucleotide messenger RNA. The record is from the annotation of a GenBank genome assembly. NCBI's taxonomy places the organism in Eukaryota, Ciliophora, Heterotrichea, Heterotrichida, Blepharismidae.
AUGCAAGGUACUAAAUUUUCAAAUUUAAAUUCAGUUGAAGAAGCCAAUGAAUUAUCUUCUACAUUAAAUAUUCAAAAAUUUCAUCCUCUUCAAGAUUUUUUAAUAGAAUCAGAGCUGAAAAAUGCUAAUCUCUCUAAAGAUGAUGCUAUAAAAUAUGCUACAAUUUUAAUAAGCUCUAGCCUUAGUAGCCAGCAGCUAGCUGGGGCUUUAAUAUUACGCCGUCUUAUGUAUAAAGCAGAAAUUCCUUAUCAAAAAGUUAUUCAAUCUAAUGUCCUUCCUUCUCUCAUUCAAUUAAUCUCAUACUCUGAUGAGCAGUUUAUAUAUGAAGUUUCAUAUAUCAUAUUAAAUAUCGCAGGAGGGGAUAAAUCCUGCAAUGACUAUUUACUUUCGCAAAAUUCGUUGGAUUUAUUAAAUUAUUUGUUAGAGAAAUAUAACUCAAUACCAAUCUUCGAGCAUAUAAUGUGAACGAUUGGAAAUAUUGCUAUUACUGGUUCUUUUUAUCAAAAUUUAUUACUUCAGAAAUUAAAUCUCACAGCUAUUAGUAAUUUUCUCAAUAUACAUGAAAAUGAGUUUUUAAGUGAAAAUUUCCGAACAAUUGCAUGAUCAUUAGCUCUUUAG